Messenger RNA from Purpureocillium lilacinum, 3222 nucleotides. The record is from RefSeq and is a predicted model, not a curated record. NCBI's taxonomy places the organism in Eukaryota, Fungi, Ascomycota, Sordariomycetes, Hypocreales, Ophiocordycipitaceae.
AUGGCUGCUGUCAACCUCCAAUCGCAGGCCCAUCGUGACCUCCUCGACAUCAUCGACAGGCUCCGUCUCGAGGGUAUAAGCCGCUAUGUCGACCUCCCAGAGAUCAUUGUCACCGGCGACCAAUCCGCGGGCAAAAGCUCGGUUCUAGAGGCCAUCUCCGGAAUGACCUUCCCCACCAAGGACAACUUGUGCACGCGGUUUGCAACCGAGCUGAUUCUGAGGCGGGCACCCCAUGUCGACGUCAAGGUGUCCAUCACGCCCGACUCGGAUCGCCCAAACCACGAGAAGGAGGAUCUCAAGAAGUUCCAACCGCCGCUAGAAACCUCGGGAUCGGGGCUUGGCUUCGUGAUUGAAGAAGCCAAGGAAGCCAUGGGUCUUAACGGAGGCAAAAAGAGUUUUAGCAACGACAUCCUGCGAGUCGAGUUGAGCGGACCAGAACAGCCGCAUCUCACAAUGGUUGAUCUCCCAGGGUUAUUCCAAGCCGGGAACAGCACGCAGUCUGACGAAGAUGCGGAGCUCGUCACUCGCAUGGUGAUUCGAUACAUGAGGCGACCCCGAAGCAUCAUCUUGGCUGUUGUGUCGGCCAAGAGCGACUUUGCGCUCCAAGCCGUCACCAGACACGCCCGAGAGCUGGACCCUGCGGGCUCCCGCACCCUCGGCCUCAUCACCAAGCCAGACACCCUAGACCGAGGCUCUGAGAGCGAGGCUGCCUAUGUGCAUCUUGCCCAGAACAAGGAUGUCAAGUUUCGACUGGGGUGGCACUUGCUCAAGAAUCGCGACUUUAACACGCGUGAGGCGACGACGACGGAGAGGGACGCCGCCGAGGAGGCCUUUUUCUCACAAAGCCCAUGGACAGUGAUCGACCCGUUACAUCUGGGGGUGGCAACACUGAGACCGCGCCUCAGCAAUGUCCUCAAGGACCAGAUCCUCGCUCAGCUACCCAGCCUGCUCAUGGACGUCUCCGAGGGCAUCAAAGACUGCAAGGCAAAGCUGGACAGACUUGGUGCUCCAAGGGGGACGGUCCACGAACAGCGUCGAUACCUAUUCCAGAUGAGCCAGUCUUACUCUCGACUCAUGAAGGCAGCAGUCGAUGGUAUCUACAGUAAUGCAUUCUUCGGGAGCGCAAAGACCGAGGAGGGAUAUCAGCGGCGACUGCGCGCCGUCGUGCAGAACACACUCAUUGCAUUUAGGGAUCGCAUGAACAAGGAAGGACACAGGCGCCGCAUCGUGGACUUUGAGAACGAAGGCCGCGAUUCUGACAACCCCCCGGAAGUACUGCGGUCCGAUUACGUGAAGGAGGUGCGGGACCUCAUCAGACGAAGCCGAGGACGUGAGCUUCCUGGAACAUUCGAUCCCAUGGUCAUCGGAGAAUUGUUCGCCGAGCAGUCUCAGCCGUGGCGCGGAAUCCUUCUGGAGUUGAAGGAUGAGACACUGAACGCGGUCUACCGGACGAGCACGGAGAUUCUCCAACAUGUCGCCGUGGAAGAAACGGCGCAGAACAUCUUGCGCGUUGUCAACUCUGGCAUUGAGGAACUGAAGCAGGAUCUCGAAGCAGCGUUCGAGCAGGUCCUGCACCCUUACCAGGCACUGCACCCCAUCACAUACAACCACUAUCUCACAGAGACCGUCAAGAAGAUCCAGCGCGAACGACGCGAGCAGCGUAUACGAGCACAUGUUAGGGCCAUCUACAGGGUCGAACUCCAGGGCAGCUGCAGGCUGGGGCUGGACAGCGACAAGCUGCUCGAGUUGCUGGCGUUGGAAGACAAGGAUGAGAUGGACUCGGAGCUUGUGGGCAGCACCACCGCCGUGGACUACAUGGAGGCGUAUUACAAGGUUGCGCUCAAGACAGUGGUAGACAAUGUCAGCACGCACGCCGUUGAGUGCCGUCUCAUCCAGAAGCUGCCAUCUAUCCUCGACACAGAAAAGAUACACGACAUGGGCGAUUUAGAGGUGACGCAGCUGGCGGCAGACAACGAGGCCAGCGUCCACGAGCGAAGCCGCACCAACGAGAAGCUUUCUGUGCUCGAGAAGGCACUGUCGGAGCUUAAGCAGCUCGAUGGGUUCCGCUCCAUCGUCGCAGAGGCGCAGAUACCGAGCAAGGUUAAUGGAGAGGCCACGAGGAGCUCGGCAGUGCCGCCGAGAAGCGAAAGUUUGCGUAGUGUUCGAGAAGAAGAGGCGGAGAGUCAAUCGUUGCAAUCGCCUGUCGCGGAGGAGUAUCUGGUCGAAAUCGCACCCGCGUACGCGCCCGAGCCCGAGCCUCCAGUUGAGACAUAUGAGGACGAGGUGCCGGUUGAGUAUCCGGCGAGAGAGCCAGACGAUUUUUUCUCCGGUCUCUCAUCGAGCAAAAAGAAGAAGAAGAAGGGGAUGAAGGUCUUCAUGACGCGCCGUGAUGUGCUCGACAGCCAGCACGAGCCCUUUGGCGACGCCUUCUACUACGGCCCCGAGUUCCUGAGCGACCGCUACAGGGACGACCCGGCCACCCGUGCUGCCCACCCCCAGUCAGACCAGACAUACAAGUCCAUCUUGGAUCAUUUUGCGGAGGUUGAAAAACAGGGCAAGCGCGUCUUCAUCAAGGACAUGGCAUACUACCUCUUCCCGCCUGAGGGCCAGCCCACAAAGAUUGCCGAGUCCCUCGGCGGCGGUGAAGAGCCCGGCAACCCGACUGUCAUUCCUCUUGACAUCCUGAGGAAAUUCCACUUCACCUUCCUCAUCCGCCACCCUCGCCGCUCCAUCCCCUCAUACUACCGCUGCGUGAUCCCGCCCCUCAACGAGAUCACCGGCUGGAACGACUUUAUGCCGAGCGAGACUGGCUACGAGGAGCUCGUCCGCCUCUUCGACUACCUCAUCGAGCAGGGCAUUGUCGACAAGGACCACCUUACAGUUCUCGAUGCCGAUGAUCUGCUCGACAAGCCCGAGGCCAUGAUCAAGCUCUACUGCGAGCGCACAGGCAUCGAGUUCGACCCCAAGAUGCUUGUCUGGGACCAGGAGGACAAGGAGCAUGCCGCCAAGCUGUUUGCCAAGUGGAACGGCUUCCACGACGACGUCCUCGGCACCGACCGGCUCAUGGCCAGGACGCACGCCCAGAAGACGUCUACUGUUGAGUCUGAGAACAAGGAGUGGACCGACAAGUACGGUCCCGAGGCGCAGAAGCUCAUCCGAGAGCUUGUCGACGCCAACAUCCCGCAUUAUGAUUACCUGAAGCAAUUUUGCCUGAAAGUUUGA